Messenger RNA from Phaedon cochleariae (mustard beetle), 2018 nucleotides. The record is from the annotation of a GenBank genome assembly. Lineage: Eukaryota; Metazoa; Arthropoda; Insecta; Coleoptera; Chrysomelidae.
AUACUGUGGUUGGUGGUAGCUAAACACCAAGGUCAACCAUAGAGCAGACAAAUGGCCAACUUAUCUGAUAAGAUUUAUGCAGCUAGCAUAGCAUUUCUGCUGUGCUUAGCAGCCGUCAGGUCACAAGAUUCAGAUCUCAUCAAUUAUUUCACAAAUCUCAUCGCUGAAGGUCAAUCUGCGGCACUGAGUAAUCAACUGCCCACAGAUGCAAGCAUGUACAAACCGACUGAUGAUUCUGUCACAGAUUAUGGCACCUUCGAUUUCGUGAUAGUUGGAGGAGGAGUAGGUGGAUCAGUUGUAGCAAGAAGACUGUCAGAUAUGGAAAAUCAAAAAGUUCUGCUUCUAGAAGCAGGAACUUUCGCAGACGAUGAUUUCUACCGAAUUCCAUCCAUGACAGCAUAUUUAGCAUUCUCUGAGGUUCAAUGGGGAUUCAGGAGUAUCCCACAAAAAACAGCUUGCUUAGGAAUAAUAAAUCAAAGAUGUUCAGCAUACCGUGGCAAAGGAAUGGGAGGCACUUCAAUAUUGAAUGGUGGAAUCUACCAACGUGGUGUUCCUGAAGGAUUUGAUGAAUAUGCCGAGAUCACCAAGGACCCAAGCUGGGCUUACAAAAACCUACUUCCGCUUUUCAAGAAGUCUGAAGAUUUCCACCACAAUGACCCAGACGCUCCAGUUGAUUUGGAAUAUCACGGAACGGGAGGACCAUUGUAUGUUCAAUACGUGACGCCACAGAAUCCAAUCACCACGACAUUUUUGCAAGCCAACAGGGAAGUCGGUAAUAAGGUGGUGGACUAUAACGGCCCUAGUCAAGAAGGAGCCACAGUGUUCCAACUGUACCUGAAGAAUGGACAGAGGCAAAACAUAAGUUCUGCUUUCCUGGACCCGGUCAUGGAUAGAAAGAAUCUCGAGGUAUUGACUGAGAGUUACGUCACCAAAAUCAACAUCGAUAAGAACAAUAAGAAGGCAAUUGGGGUCACCUUCACUCAUCACGGCAAAACUUACACCGUUAAUGCUGACAAAGAAGUUAUACUUUCUGCGGGUGUUUAUCAAACUCCACAGAUUCUUCUCCUUUCUGGAGUAGGACCAAAAGAGCAUUUGGAAGAAGUUGGAAUUGAAGUCAUCGAAGAUUUGGAAGGUGUAGGCAGCUCUUUGCAGGACGAUCCCAUCAAUCAAGUGAUCGUCUUCAGAUCUAAUUACAGCGCUCCAUCUGGAACCCUGCAAGAACAGCUCGCAGAUUAUCUAGAGGGCCGUGGACCAUUAACGCAGGUGCUGUCAGCACAGGGUGUUUCCUUUUUGCGGUCGAAAUACGAGAAGAAGCUUAUUGAUUUGGAAUUGAUAAGUGCGGCAGCUGGAGCUUCAGAAUUUGGUAGGAGAUACACUGACAUGAGAUCAGAAACUUACCAUGCACUGUGGGGAAAUACGACUAGAGGUCUUGCCAUCAAUAUCGCUAAUGUCAACCCAGUUUCUAAGGGUACAGUUAGGCUGAAGAGCAGCAGUCCCUUCGACUACCCACUGAUUGAUUUCAAUAUGUUGAGCGAUCCAGAGGACAAGGAUAUUGCUGUUAUGUAUGAAGGUGUCAAGAUGGUGAUGGACCUGAUGAAGACCCCAGCUUAUCAGAGGUAUGGUGCAGAGUUCAUCGCCAAUCCCAUUCCCGAGUGUACUAAACACGAAUUGUGGUCGAGAGAUUACUGGUAUUGUUUCUUGAGGUAUACGAGUACAGCAGCUUAUCAUACAAGAGGGUCAUGUCCAAUGGGCGCUGAUCCUAAGAAAGGCGCAGUCGUCGAUCAUAAAUUGAGAGUGUUUGGCAUCAAGAACCUGCGUGUCAUCGAUACCAGUGUUCUUCCCGUCACUAUGUCUGGACAUCCCACUGGAACUUGUUUGCUUAUUGCAGAGAAGGCCUCUGAAGAUAUCAAAGCUGACCAUAAAUAAUAUUGUGAUGCUUAGACAUUUAUAAACCAUGCUAUGUCUAUUGACUUGAUUAUUAUAGUUGAUCAUUUAUUUAAUGGUAAUAAAGCCCAUCC